Coprinopsis cinerea okayama7#130 is the source of this 475-nucleotide messenger RNA. Its product is annotated as histone H4. Gene Ontology annotation, molecular function: structural constituent of chromatin; DNA binding; protein heterodimerization activity. Gene Ontology annotation, biological process: nucleosome assembly. The record is from RefSeq and is a predicted model, not a curated record. The coding region runs from base 62 to 373 and encodes 103 amino acids. NCBI's taxonomy places the organism in Eukaryota, Fungi, Basidiomycota, Agaricomycetes, Agaricales, Psathyrellaceae. The transcript is spliced from 3 exons. Gene Ontology annotation, cellular component: nucleosome.
CCAGCCACCGCAACCUUUCUUCUUUUUCACCACCACCACCACCAACUUUUAAUCACACAACAUGUCCGGCCGAGGAAAGGGUGGCAAGGGUCUCGGAAAGGGUGGUGCUAAGCGUCACCGCAAGAUCCUUCGUGACAACAUUCAGGGUAUCACCAAGCCCGCUAUUCGUCGUCUUGCCCGCCGAGGUGGUGUCAAGCGUAUCUCUGGUCUCAUCUACGAAGAGACCCGUGGUGUCCUCAAGAUCUUCCUUGAAAACGUCAUCCGCGACUCUGUGACAUACACGGAGCACGCCAAGCGCAAGACUGUGACAGCACUCGACGUCGUCUACGCCCUCAAGCGAUCAGGGCGAACCCUCUACGGUUUCGGCGCAUAGAUUCCUUGUCACUUGUAUCAUUAUUUGCUGUCAUCACAUUGUACUAGUACUGUAUUUUUAGUAUUGCAUUUUUUCUUUUUCUCCCUGAAUCUUCCGGGGUCC